Molecule: messenger RNA, 1589 nt
Organism: Cottoperca gobio
Lineage: Eukaryota; Metazoa; Chordata; Actinopteri; Perciformes; Bovichtidae
Product: ras association domain-containing protein 7-like
Exons: 4
Coding region: 1-1227 (408 amino acids)
Biological process (GO): signal transduction
Source: RefSeq, a predicted model, not a curated record
AUGGAGCUGAAGGUGUGGGUGGAGGGCGUGGUCAGAGUGGUGUGCGGCCUAUCAGAGAACACUUCCUGCCAGGAUGUGGUCAUAGCUCUCGCACAAGCAAUCGGUCAGACCGGUCGUUAUAUUCUUAUCUUGAAGUUUCGAGGCACAGAGAGACAGCUUGUUGCUGAUGAAUGUCCUCUUCAGCAUCUGGCUCAGCUGGGACAGCUGGGUGCAAAGGUCCAGUUCAUUCUGCGGAGGACCGGCCCCAGCCUCACUGAUGGUCAAGAAACAGCCACCAGAGAGAGACGUUUUCCCCAGCCCGGACCGUCAGAACCAGAGUCGCUCAAAGGCAGAGAGCCACACAAGGCUCUCACCUUCAGCCUGGGACCUUCCACACAUCCCAAGAGGACUAAACCAAACAGGGGCUGGUCUCCGUCUCCCCGAGCCUCCCCAGAACCCAGAGCGUCCCCCGUCUCUUUCCUGGACCCUGUCCACUCCGUGAAGGCAAUCCUCUCUUCCUCCGCCAAAGAAGAGGUUUUUAGGCAGAUUCUGCAGCAACAGAGGAGGCAGGAAGACCUGGACGUUCAGCUUCAAGCCCUGGAGAGAGACACAGAGGUGUGGGAGCAUGAGAGGUCGUCUGCCUCAGUAUCUAGUCUUGUCCCUGAAGGAGAACUGGAGGAGCUGGAGCAGCGGCUGGAGCAGCGGCUGGAGCAGCGGCUGGAGCAGAACGAGGCAGACCUUAUGCACAGCGAGCAGUGGGAGGAACAGUUACAGGCAGAGAUGGACAGAGAAGAAGAUCUGCACAGACGUCUGCACCAGAUUCACGCAUCACUGGAUGAUGACAGUUAUCGGAUCAAGGAGCUCCAAUCCCGCUCCGCACAUCUAGAACAUGACAUGCAGCUCAGAGCCCAGAGCCGAAGCUCUCGGGCGGGAACUCGGCAGCCAGACGAGGCCCUGAGGCCUCUGAAGCAGGAGCUCCACUACCGCCUGCAGCAGGGAGAAGAACUGGAUACAACAUUGUCCGAUACACUGAGGGAUCUGCAAACUACAGGGGGAAGGCUGCAGGGCAGAUGGGAGAUGAUGGAGGAGCUGAAUAAGGAACUGAGACAGUGUGAGCUGCAGCAGUUCAUCCAGCAGACGGGCAGUCCACACGCAGACCAGACGUCCUCGCUGCCUGUCCCUGAAGUUUACCUCAGCAACGCUGGUAUAAUGGAGGAGCAGUUCCCUGUUCCACAUGGGAUUGUUUAAAGGGAUUAUACCAGUUGUAGAAGACGUUUAUAGAUCCUUUAAGUAAAGUGCUGUGUGUACUGAAAAAGUCCUGCUUUCUUGUUUUUAGUAAAUGUACACAGGUGUCAAAGGAAAAAGACUGUGAAGAAGAGUUGAGUUUAGUUCCACUGCCAGGUGAACAAAUCCUUCCAGUUUUGGGGAUUUUCAUCCUUUCAGAUCCGAUAAUGAAGUAAUAUGAAAUAAAGGAAGGAAGAGCUACAAGCUUAAAUAAACUGAAAAAAAUGAAUAAUUAAACUGCACGACAUCAUGAAGGCCCGUCCAGACCCUACUUUGUGUGUAUGUGUGUGUGUGUGUGUGUGUGUGUGUGUGUGUGUGUGUGUGUG